Molecule: messenger RNA, 2730 nt
Organism: Aspergillus tanneri
Lineage: Eukaryota; Fungi; Ascomycota; Eurotiomycetes; Eurotiales; Aspergillaceae
Exons: 4
Coding region: 1-2730 (909 amino acids)
Biological process (GO): peptidyl-serine phosphorylation; intracellular signal transduction
Molecular function (GO): ATP binding; protein serine/threonine kinase activity
Source: RefSeq, a predicted model, not a curated record
AUGUCGGACAUCUCUAUCUCAGACACUCAACAUGCUGGGAAGGACAAGAUACGAGUCCGUCUGAGAGAGAGAAGCUCGAGGUUAUUAUCGUUAUUGGGGUGGAGGCACGCGGCUUACGCUGCGAAAGUCACGGCUCCUGAGUCUGUUUUCCCAUCGAACCCAGAAUCCAGCCACUCGUUGCCUGCAGAAAGUGAACCUGCGUCUCGCCAUGUUCCUCCCGUGGCCCAUCAGACAUCCCAUGCCCAUCCUCCAGCCAUCGACAUUGACCGUUACAGCCUUGCGGCACCGUCGAAAUACCCGGGCGAUGGGCAGAUGCAAAGUCCACAGGAGUCGGAGGUUCAAUUUCCGCCCCAUCAAAUUGACGCCUCCGGGGGAAUGAGGCGGAGCCAGUCGACUCCAGAGGCGAUCACAAACAUCUUCUCGCGCAAGUUGUCCACCACCUUUGGCCAUCCAACGGUCAUCCGUCGUGCUCAUUUACGCUCGCGGCCAAGUAUCUGUGCGGUGCAUUUUCCCAUGGCUCCCAGCUCUCCGCUACCUGUGCAGCGUGGAAGUGACCCUGAUAGCUCCAAUCCCUCCACACCUCCCAGCAGCAACGCUUCUCCUCUAGGGACUCAGUCGACGCCUCCGUCGUCCGAAGAACCCCCAUUCUCGCCGGAGGAGUCCAAACAUGCUUCUGGUAGUGCAGUCAACAGCAGCCCGAGCUUGGAUCCGCCGGCCCAGGUCACCAGCAAUACAUCAACCUCCCUGUCAGGUUUACCCAGUGCUUCGACCUCCAUUGUCACAGUUGAAGCCACGACCAAUGCAAAGGUAUUCCUUGAAACCUAUUUCAGCACCGUCUAUUCAGGCCUCGACCCGCGCUUACAGCGUCGGCAUGAGCUAGAAGAGUACAUUGAUUCGUCAUCCCUCACACCGGAUGAGAAGGUCAAAGCGCGGAAGAAAUGGAUUAUCCAGGAACGAGAGUAUCUCCGCCAAUGUCGAGUGCUCAAAACCCGCUCGCGCAAGGCUGGGAACGAUAAGACCGUGUCCAUGGCCGGCUUCGAAGUCCUCAAGAUCCUGGGCAGAGGAAGCUUUGGGGUCGUGCGUCUGGUGAAGGAAAAGAAGGCAGACGAGCAGACCAGCAGCAGUAUCGAGGAGGAACUCGCACCUCCGACUCCUGAGGCCACCACCACGAGAGGUUCAGGCCGUCGACGAAUAAUGGCCGGGGUGAAGAAGGAUGUCUUCGCGAUGAAAGUUAUCCGGAAAUCAGCGAUGAUCCGCAAUUGUCAGGAGGGCCAUCUGCGAGCCGAGAGAGACUUUCUGGUUGCGUCUGCCCGAUCACGCUGGAUAGUGCCUUUGAUUGCAAGCUUCCAGGAUCACAGCCACCUAUACCUCAUCAUGGACUACAUGGUGGGCGGAGACUUCCUGAGUCUGCUGCUGCGACAAUGUAUCCUGCGCGAAGACAUCGCGCGAUGGUAUGUAGCAGAGAUGGUCCUCUGCGUCGAAGAGGCUCAUCGACUAAGAUGGAUCCAUCGAGACAUCAAGCCCGAUAACUUCCUGAUCUCAGCGUCUGGCCAUCUUAAAAUAUCCGACUUCGGUUUGGCCUUUGAUGGCCAUUGGGCUCACGACCAGAUGUACUACAAUGAUCAUCGGUACUCCCUGGCCCACAAACUGGGAAUUCGAAUCCAUGGAGACGCCCAAGACCAGAAAGAGGCACAGAAUAUAGAGCAACACACCCAGAGGAUCCAAGAGGGCCCGCAAGAGGACGUGCAAGCCAUGCCCUCGACGGGCCUCUUGGGAUGGCGAGACCAACACCAAUUGCGACGGUUGGCCAGGAGCGUCGUUGGCACCAGUCAAUACAUGGCCCCUGAAGUCAUUCGUGGACAGGCAUACGACGGCCGCUGCGACUGGUGGAGUGUGGGAAUCAUCCUCUACGAGUGCUUAUAUGGGUUCACACCCUUCGCCUCGAAUGAUCGCCAGAAAACCAAAGUGAAAAUCCAUGUGAGUCUUCCCAGGCAGUUCCUGGCUCACCAUCAAGCUCAUGAAGAACAGCAUCAUCUGCAGACUUUGCGAUUCCCGAUGCAUCGGCCUUCCGACAAGCUCAUCUCCAGCGAAGCGGUCAAUCUGAUCAAUUCUUUGCUCCAAGAGAAGGAGCUUCGUUUGUCUUGCGCUGCGUAUCGACACAAUGAUCCGCCGAAUCCACGAUCGCCUCCGGGGUACUUCUUCUACCAUUUUAGUGCCUUCCAUCAGAGCCACCAAGGGUUCUACGUAUACCCUAACGAUGCCGCUGACAUUAAGGCUCAUCCCUUCUUCCGAGGGAUUAACUGGGAUGUCAUUCACCGGUCAGUCCCUCCGUUUAUCCCCCGAGUCAAAGGCUGGGAGGACACGCGAUAUUUCGACGACUGGGGCAACACGCAGGAGAAUGAUAACAACUCGCUUUCGGACGAUGGGGCCGAGGCGGAGGAGCAUCAGCUACCCGUUCAGGAGAACGAUGAUCUUCCGCAGAAUCACGAUGAGAGGCCCAUCCCGGACGAAGCAAAUCCCCCUGAAGCAGCCGCAAAAUCACCGACCCGAGACCGCAAGGGAGUGGGCGAGAAGAACCGGCCCCGGGACAAACUCUUGCGGGACAAGCGAGUCGGAAAGGCCGCUCUGGAAAUACGCAAGCAGGGGGCAUUCUUGGGCUACACAUACCGUCGACCCAAGGCCGUGGCGAUGGCCUUCGCGCCGGACCGAGACCAAUCUGGAGGUGAUUAG